This is a messenger RNA of Myxocyprinus asiaticus (Chinese sucker), 2049 nucleotides long. RefSeq names its product cytochrome P450 1B1-like. NCBI's taxonomy places the organism in Eukaryota, Metazoa, Chordata, Actinopteri, Cypriniformes, Catostomidae. Bases 66 to 1634 code for a protein of 522 amino acids. Gene Ontology annotation, molecular function: iron ion binding; heme binding; steroid 17-alpha-monooxygenase activity. The record is from RefSeq and is a predicted model, not a curated record. The transcript is spliced from 2 exons. Gene Ontology annotation, biological process: progesterone metabolic process; hormone biosynthetic process.
CCUGUUGUCCUGAAAGCCCACAGCUGGAGAGAGCAGAAAACAGCAGGGUGAUCCUUCAGAAGAUCAUGGCAUUGUCAGACACAGAGUUCGGACUGAAGGCCAGCAACAUCAUCAAGGAAUGGGGCGGACAGAUCCAUCCAGCUCUCAUGGUAUCUUUCAUUUUCCUGUGCUGUCUGGAGGCUUGUUUCUGGGUCAGGAAUCUCACUCUUAAGAAGAGGCUUCCAGGACCCUUUGCUUGGCCGCUUGUAGGUAAUGCCAUGCAACUCGGCCAAAUGCCUCAUUUCACCUUCUCCAAGCUGGCCAAGAAGUAUGGAAACGUCUACCAGAUCAGACUGGGUAGCAGUGACGUAGUGGUUCUGAAUGGAGAUGCGGCCAUACGCACGGCAUUGAUUCAGCACAGCGUUGAGUUUGCCGGCAGACCAAACUUUGCGUCUUUCCAGUCGGUUUCUGGUGGAAACAGCAUGACGUUCAACAGUUACAGCAAGCAAUGGAAAAUGCACCGCAAGAUCGCUCAGUCCACCAUACGUGCUUUCUCUUUGGCGAACAGCCAAACGAAAAAUUCGUUUGAGAAGCACAUAGUGGCUGAGGCCUUGGAUCUGAUUCAAAACUUUCAGAGUUCAAAAGGCCAAUCCUUCAAUCCCUCGCAUGAACUGAGAGUCGCAGCUGCUAACAUCAUUUGCGCACUCUGCUUUGGAAGACGAUACGGACGCGAUGACCAAGAGUUUCGAAAUCUCCUGGGCAGAGUAGACAAGUUUGGAGAGACUGUAGGUGCUGGAAGCUUGGUAGACAUCAUGCCUUGGUUGCAAUCUUUCCCCAACCCUGUGAGGAGCAUCUUUCAGACCUUCAAAGACCUCAACAAUGACUUCUUCACUUUUGUCAAAGGUAAAGUAGCGGAACACAGGCAAACCUAUGACCCUGAGGUCACAAGGGAUAUGAGUGAUGCCAUUAUCGGGGUGAUGGAUCAUGCGGACAGCGAGACAGGCUUGACUGAAGCUCAUACUGAAGGUACUGUAGCUGAUCUUAUUGGAGCAGGUCUGGACACGGUCUCCACUGCCUUGCACUGGAUGAUUCUUCUUCUGGUCAAAUAUCCAUCAAUCCAGACCAAACUUCAAGAGCAGAUUGAUAAAGUAGUCGGGCAUGACAGACUCCCUUCACUGGAAGAUAAGAGCAACCUUACAUACUUGAAUGCGUUCAUCUACGAAACCAUGCGCUACACCAGCUUCGUCCCGGUUACCAUUCCUCACUCCACCACUUCAGACGUGACCAUUGAAGGUCUCCACAUCCCCAAAGACACUGUGGUGUUCAUCAACCAGUGGUCCGUCAACCAUGACCCUCAAAAGUGGCAAGACCCUCAUAUCUUCAACCCGUCAAGGUUCUUGGACAAAAAUGGAGCCCUGGAUAAAGACCUCACCAACAGUGUCAUGAUCUUCUCAAUUGGGAAGAGGAGAUGCAUUGGAGAUCAGAUUGCCAAAGCAGAAGUUUUCCUGAUUACUGCCAUGUUGCUCCACCAAAUGUCUUUUGAGAAUGAACCUGCUCAGGAUUUAACCUUAAACUGCUCUUAUGGGUUAACACUCAAGCCACUCGAUUAUAAAAUAUCUGCAAAACCCAGAGGAAACUUAAUUAAUGGGCCAUAAAGUAGCAUGUGCUUUUGAACUCUCUAAUUCUUAUUUACUACACUAUGCAGAAUCGGGUAUGUUCAUAUGCAUUGAACGUGUACUGAGUACAACAUGUAAUUCUAGAUCAUAAAUACAGAUCUAAAACUAAAACAAACUAAAUGUUAACUGUUUUAAAAGCUAAUCGAUGGAAAGACUCUAGUGGUUUCAGCAGUGUUUCGUGGUAUUUUUAUGGCAAUUUUUGUACAGGGAUGUGCAUUUGUAGGGAUGUACUGUAGCUAUCUGAUAUUAACAUGUGGUUAGACCUUCAAAAUAAAACUUUUAAAGUGACCUUCAUUCGGUUGCUGGUUGUAUGCAAUUUUAAUCUAUUUGAGAUGUUGGAAAAUGUUGCAACUGUCUGCUAAUCUUUGUAAAUAAAGUCUUUUGUUGACUAUAA